Molecule: messenger RNA, 675 nt
Organism: Pistacia vera
Lineage: Eukaryota; Viridiplantae; Streptophyta; Magnoliopsida; Sapindales; Anacardiaceae
Product: transmembrane protein 256 homolog
Exons: 5
Coding region: 94-429 (111 amino acids)
Source: RefSeq, a predicted model, not a curated record
AUCAUUUUUAGACGAAUUGAUAAAUAUCUCAUUUAUAACGUAGUUUGUCAAAGACUGAAACUGGGGAAAUACAGAGAGCAAAGAAGAAGAAUAAUGGAUCCUAAACUCUGGCACAAAAUCGCUGCUGUAUCAGGUGUAGCAGCACUUGGGUUAGGCACAUAUGGUGCUCAUGUCUUCAAGCCCAAAAACCCCACUUACAAAGAGGUUUGGCAAACAGCUUCUCUAUAUCAUUUGGUUCACACUGCUGCUAUUCUUGCUGCACCUAUCACCAAACAUCCUAACAUUUUUGGAGGCCUUUUGACUACUGGUAUUAUCGCAUUCUCUGGGACGUGCUAUACUGUGGCUUUACUGGAGGACAGGAAGUACUCUACGCUUGCACCUUUUGGUGGCUUUGCAUUUAUUGCUGCUUGGGCAAGCUUGCUUUUCUAAGGAUUUGCAUAACUUGUGUUACUGCACUAUAUCUUCAUUGUCUAUGCAUCGGAAUAAAACAUUUUGCUGAAGGAAUCUCUUCUCGUAUAUGCCAAGCCUAGGCUUGGUUUAUAAUUAAAAAUGUAAAUUUCAAUACACAUUUGUGUUAACAGCGCCAUCAUGUGUAACUUAAUGCCCUGCCGUUGUAUGCAGAUCUUGGAAUCUUAUUGUGUAAUUUCAUUUUUAAUUUAUCUGUAAUCCCAAUAA